CUCAUAUUUUUUAAAAAAAAUGAUUCAGUUGCUACCCACAAAUAAUUCAUCAAAUGAAUUAUUUACCAAUAUUGAUCUAAAUCAGAAUAAUGAUUUCGCAUCGAUUUUAUUUAUACGAUCUAAUGGUAAUAAACAUUAUUUACCAGUGAAAUAUCCUAAUACAAUUUAUAAAUGGUAUGAAAAUAUAUUAAUACAUUUAGAAAAGAAUAAAUUUCUUCAAUGGACAUUAAUUACUAUAUCAGAUUAUGAAGAAUGCAUAGGUUUGAAAUUAAUUCAAUGGAAUAAUGAAUUGAUUACAUUAAUUAAGCAGAUAGCACCAAUUUUACAACAAAUUGAUUUAUCCUAUUUAAAAUUGAAUGGAAUCCCAUCAGAUUUGUUAUUACGUUUUUCUACACGUUUAUUCUCAUUAAAUCUUAGUUAUAAUCAAAUUGAAAUGAAUAUUUUCCAUGAAAUUAAAUCAGUCUAUUUAUGGUAUAAAAAACAGAAACAUAAUGAGAAUACAGUAAAACAAGAUUUAUGUUGGAUUCAAACUAUCAAUGAAAUAUACUUAGAUCAUAAUAAACUUGAAGAUCAAUUUCCUUAUGAAAUAUCUAAUUAUAUGAUUGGAUUACGAAGACUAUAUAUUCAAAACAAUGGGAUAACAAGUUUAAAAGGUUUAAAUGGUCUUACACAACUACAAGUGUUAAGAGCUGAUUUUAAUAAAAUUGCCAGUUUACAUGAUGAUUUUUUUUCAUUGAAAAAAAUUGAAUAUGUAUAUCUUUCACAUAACUAUAUUACACAACCGAUAUCUGGUACACGUUUAAAGUACUUAAACCAUCUAAAAGUGAUUGAUUUAUCAUACAAUGGUUUGUCUUUUUUACCUACUGCCAUAUUCAGUCUACCAUGUUUACAAGCAUUAAAAGUUGAUCAUAACAAUAUAUCAAAUUUGCCUACAUUAAGAUCAAAUUCUAGAAUUUCUAAAGAACCAAUACAACUGAUUGAUCUUUCACAUAAUCAAAUUAAUGCAAUAUCUGAUGGUUUAUUUAAAAUAACGAAACAGUUAGAUUUAAGUAAAAACAAAUUACGAAUGUUUCCUGCUAGUUUACUUAAAAUGAUUGCAAAUAUGGCUCAAUUAAAAAAGAUAAAACCAUCAGAAAUUAUUAAACUUGAUUUAAAUGAUAAUCCAAUUAUAUGGCCACCAUAUAAUAUUAUUGAAUGUGGCAUCGAUGCAAUGAUUCAAUAUUAUAUAGAAUCAAGAACUGAAUUACAAUCAUAUUAUGGUAUUAAAAUAAUGUUAUUAGGUGAUAUAAAUUGUGGUAAAUCUAGUUUAGCUAUGAGUAUAGUAGAUAAACAAAUACAUAUGACAGAAAGUAUAGAAGAAACCACUUAUAGUAUAGAAUCAUAUACUAUACAUUAUGAUGCCAUUGAAUUAACAUCAAAAUUAUAUACAAAUUCAAAAGAAAAUAAUAGUGAUAAUAAUAAUCACAUAAAUUCACAAACACAAACGAAUCGACCAACAACAAUCACAAUAUGGGAUUGUUCUGGUUAUCUAAAUUAUAUACCAUUAAUAUCCUAUUUUACAUCAUUAUCAACCAUUUAUAUUAUUGUAGUGGAUAUAACAAAAUUAAAUUCUACAAUCUUAAUAGAUGAUAAUAUAAAAUUAAAGAAAUCAAAUAAUUAUUUUUAUCAAUCUGUUGCUAUAUGGUUAGAUCUUCUAUUAUAUCGUUUAAAUUAUCUUAAAUUAAUCUUGAUUGUUACUAAGUGUGAUCUUAUACAAUCCACAAUAGAAUUAAAUAAUAAAAUGAAUUAUUUAUAUAAACAAACAAUUAAUUAUAUAAAAUUUAAAAAAUAUUGGUUAAAAGAACAAAUUACACAGAUUGAAUCAUCAUUACAAAUAUCGAAAUCCAUGUUACUAUAUUAUGAACAAUUAAAUUAUAUUUAUAAUAAUUUAUAUACAUUUAUUUAUCCAAUUAUUCAAUCAUUUUCAUUCAAUGGUAUCAAUGAUAAAACAAUUUUUAAUUUCAAUCAAUUAUGUUUUAUAUCAUUUGAUUUAGCGAUUAAAACUCCAACUUAUAUACCAUAUUGUUUAACACCAUUACCACAUAUAUGGUCAGAUAUUGAAUUAUAUUUAAAUGAUAUUAAACAUGAUUAUAAUAAUAAUAAUAAUAAUAUAAUAAUAAUAAUAAUGAAGUGA
Messenger RNA from Schistosoma curassoni, 2173 nucleotides. NCBI's taxonomy places the organism in Eukaryota, Metazoa, Platyhelminthes, Trematoda, Strigeidida, Schistosomatidae. The record is from the annotation of a GenBank genome assembly.